AAGUUUUUUGUCAAUCAACAAUUUUAGUGCCUUUUAACCAUCAACAUGAAUGUUAAUGAUCUAUAUGAUAUUUGUUUGAUGACAAUAUUUGAUAAGUUUGAUGAGCUUGAAGAUCUUCUAAUUAUAUCUCAAGUUUGUUCAAAAUGGCGGAGAUUGGCGCAGAUUCGAUGCGAGAAAAUCACAGGCUUGACAUUUUCACCAAGAAACAAGGUAUAUAUAUUACCUAAACCUCAGAAUAUCUACACGAAAAGUUAUAAAUUCAUGGAGAAUAUCAAUGUUGCCGAAGUAUUUCCGAACCUCAAGCUAUUGGAAGCUCAUUCUUUUGGUCCAAUAUGUCUAUGUAGAGUUGUAGCAAAUGUAUUGUCCACUGGAAAUCCACUGAGGGGAUUGUUUGUUGAAUUCGAGCGCGUAAGCACCUAUGAAAUAUAUAAGGGUAAAGCCCAACAUCAUGUUGACCUGGACCAGGAAAUAGUUAAACACUGUGGUAAUCUUACUCGACUUUUGGUGAACGAUCCUAAAUUUCUUGAUCUCUUUUUCAAUAAAUAUAAAUUCGGUGCUAAGUUGAAAAUGUUUGGUGGAUUUUGUGGAUCUAAAAUAGGUACUUUCAUCACUUAUGCUAAUCGAAUGCCGAAUCUUAAAAAACUUUAUUUACAAGAUAAGGAAGGUAAUUUUCACUUGUUACGAUUGUUAAUAAGAGAAAUUAAUAUUCAUUUAUUUUAUCAGUUACAGAGAACUUCCAGUUUCAAGCUUUGGUUACAAGUUUCCAGGAGUAGAAGAAUUAACUCUAGCCUCAGAGAUUUACAUAUUGCUUACAUCGAUUAUGAUUCUGGAAAAUUUGGUAGUUUAGCAGAAUCAAUUCCUAAAAAGAAAUCAUCUUCGUCUUCAUCUUCAUCUAAUUCAAUAAUACGAACUGUUAACAUAAUCGAUUGCCUUGAAAUGCCUUGUUCAGGAUCAACCAUCCAAAGAUACACCAAAGAUACAACCUCACCACCCACAACAACAACAACUUAUCCAUCAUCCUCAUCCUCAUCACUAUUAGCUAAUUUUUUUCCCUGUCAUAAUGGUGGUACCUGUUUACCUUUAAUAUCACCAAUCGAUGGCUCAUGUAAAUGUAAACCUGGUUACACAGGGAAUCAUUGUCAAUUGGUGAGUGGUGACAAUUUUUGCUCAAAAGAAAACAAUCCUUGUAUCAAGGAUACAAUUUGUGCCUCAUUACCUGAGAAUCAGGGUUACUCAUGUUUCUGUACCUCUGAAGAUAAUAGUCUCAACCUUUGUCUCAAUGGUAAGUUUAAAAUCCAUAAAAUUUUCUUUUCAAUACUCAGAGUAACCUGUUCACUCAAAGUUCUAGUUCGUUUUAACAACACAAUCAACAUGAAUCUAAAUGAUCUUCCUGAUAUUUGUUUGAUGACAAUAUUUGAUAAGUUCGAUGAGCUCGAAGAUCUUAUAUCUUCAUCUGCAGUUUGUUCAAAAUGGCGGAAAUUGGUUCAGAUUCGAUAUGAGAAAAUCACAGCGUUAACAUUUGCGUCAAGAAGGAAGAUAUUACCUCCGCCUGACAAUAUCUACACCAAGAGUUAUCUAUUCAUAGAGAAUAUCAAUGUGGCCGAAGUAUUUCCGAACCUCGAGCUAUUGGAAGUUCUUUAUAUUCCUUCUACUCCUCAAACAUGUCCAUGCAGAGUUAUAGCGAAUGUAUUGUCUACUGGGAAUCCACUGCGAGGUUUAUCCACUCGACUUGAAUGCAAAAGUGAAGUAGAAAGUGUUGAUGAUCGUCAUUGUGACGUUGACCUUGACCAACAAAUAGUUAAACACUGUGGUAAUCUUACUCGACUAUUGGUGAAUGAUUCUGGAUUCUUGAAUCUCUUUUUCAAUAAAUACAAAUUCGGUGAAAAGUUGCAAAUGUUUGGUGGUAGUUUUUGUGGAUCUUACAUGGCAACUUUCAACACUUAUGCUACGCGAAUGCCGAAUCUUAAAAAUCUCUUUGCAAAUGAUCUUAAAGAACCAAACCCAUACCAAGUGUAUCCAGGAGUAGAAAAAAUCACUUUCGAAUCGCACUGGCCAGGAUCUCCUUUUGUAUGGCCAUCAUGCUUCCCUGAUUUACGAAGUUUACACAUCAGUUCUCAUAUAAGUUUAUCGAAUUAUGUUAGGCCACCAAUAUACAAAAAGAAUUACAAUGUUCGAAAAGUUUCCAUUGUUUUUCAACCAAAUCCAAGAAAUCUACGUACUAUUACAAAAAAUCUGAUCAAAAAUGUCGCAUUUCAAUUCCCUAAUUGCCUAGAACUGACGAUACUUUGCCCAAGUAAAGUUUUUACGAAAAAUGAUCCAUUCAAUAUAAUCAAGACAAUGCCGAAUUUAUCUCUUCUUCGUUUAAGUCCAACAAAUUUCAAUGACCUUGGUGAUGACAUAACCAAAAAAAUCGCAGAUUACUGCCGACAUGAAAAUCGAAACCUUGUAUUCGAAAUAGUCGAGGAAAGAGAUUAUGAGAAAGCAAAUUUCCUGAAUAUGGACACUAAGUUUUUUUUGCCUUUUAAAAAAUCCAACUAAGCAUCUUGCGAUCAAAUAAAAAUAAGGUUAAUUCAUGACCUUGAUCACGAAGCAUUCGAAUUAAAUCAAUACAAUCACAAGAAAAAGGGUUAACCAGAAAAAGGAGAUUUUUUUCGAUUUUUAAAAAGUUCAGUUGUACCUUGUUGCGAGGAAAGGAAAAUGUAUUAAUAAUAAAUUUAUUACUACAAUGAUUGGGCUUGCAAAAAACAUUUUAAAGAAUCGAAUUAUUUAUUUUUUGUUCGAUUCUCCCAACCACGAAUAACAAGCUAUAUGCAAUCUUUAGAAGUUAAAAUAAGUGGUAUACCAAAGUAAAGAGUCUCAAUGAAUGUAUUGUUACCUCCAUGGGUUAAAACGAGGUCAACCUUUGGAAGAAUUUUAAUUUGAUUCAAAUAUCUUCCACCGAUCAUAUUAUCAUAUAAUUUUAUCUCCUCAUGAAAUGGACCUUUGGAUACAAUGAAACGAUGAAUAAAAUCACUAUGAAAUCUUUGCUAUUAUGAGUUAA
Messenger RNA from Panonychus citri (citrus red mite), 3040 nucleotides. RefSeq lists its product as uncharacterized. The coding region runs from base 46 to 2538 and encodes 830 amino acids. Gene Ontology annotation, molecular function: protein binding. Lineage: Eukaryota; Metazoa; Arthropoda; Arachnida; Trombidiformes; Tetranychidae. The record is from RefSeq and is a predicted model, not a curated record. The transcript has 11 exons.